Messenger RNA from Tetrahymena thermophila SB210, 3054 nucleotides. Its product is annotated as type I phosphodiesterase/nucleotide pyrophosphatase. Gene Ontology annotation, biological process: GPI anchor biosynthetic process. Gene Ontology annotation, molecular function: metal ion binding; mannose-ethanolamine phosphotransferase activity. The record is from RefSeq and is a predicted model, not a curated record. Lineage: Eukaryota; Ciliophora; Oligohymenophorea; Hymenostomatida; Tetrahymenidae. Gene Ontology annotation, cellular component: endoplasmic reticulum membrane. The transcript has 7 exons.
AAUAAAUAAUUUGAAAAAAAUUUUAAUUAAAAUAAGUUUUUAAAUAGGUAGAAGAUUAGUUAGUUAAUUAGAUUUGAAAUUAAAUAAAAUGAAUUCCAACAAAAAGAUCUUUUUACUAGUUUUGCAAUUCCUUGCUUUACUUAUAUCAACCAUGUAUGUUUAUCAAAAUGGUUUUUUUAUCAUAAAAGAGACUCUCCCGGAUAUUUCAUCAACUUCUGAAUUUAUAAAGCCAUAGGCAAACAAAGUUAUUUUAGUAAUUAUUGAUGCGCUUAGAUUCGAUUUUACUCAAAAAUUUGAAGAAAAUGAUGAUGGAACUCCCUUAGAACACUUUAAAAAUAAGCUGACAAUAAUUUAAGAAAUGAUGGAGAAGUAACCUAACAAUACCAUUCAUUUAUAAGGUUAUAGUGAUCCUCCUACAGCAACAACUUAAAGAAUUAAGGGAAUAACUAUUGGCAAUCUUCCAUCAUUUAUUGAAAUUGCAGCUACAUUCACUUUUUCACAGAGAGAAGAGGACAAUUUAUUACUGCAAAUGCAAAGACAUAAUUUAGAAAUAGUUCAUUUAGGAGAUGAUGUUUGGACAGGUUUGUUUUCUAAGCAAUUCACUAGAGAUUUUUAUGCUGAUAGCUUAGAUAUAUUUGAUUUCCAUACUACUGACAACGUUGUGAUUGAUCAUUUAGAAGAAGAACUUAAAUAGCCAAACUUGAAAUUUUUGAUAGCUCAUUUCAAUGGAGUUGAUCAUGUUGGCCAUGCAUUAAAUAGCAAUCAUGAGCAAAUGUCUAAAAAAUUGACACAAAUGGAUUAAUAAUUAAGAUUGAUAAUUAAAUAAAUGAAUGAUGAUGAUGUUCUUAUAUUAAUGGGAGAUCAUGGUAUGUCUGAAUCUGGUCAUCAUGGAGGAAGUACAUUUGAAGAAACAUCUGUUGGUAUUUUUGCAUAUUCAAAAUAAGGAUUUAAGAAAGAGCCUAGAAUUAACAACUUUGAUCCUACUUACAAGAAACUCACUAAUUAAAUUGACAUCCCUUCCACAAUCUCUAUGCUAUUUGGAAUCCCAAUACCAUAUAACAAUAUUGGGUUAAUCAUAAAUGACUUCUAUCCUGCAAACACUCCACUCGAAUAAAUUUUCAAAGAUUAUCACUACAAUUUAAACUAAGUCUACAAGAAUAUCUAAAAAGUUUAAUCUCUAUCAAAAAAAAUGACAGAUAACUAAUACUUAUUCAUUUAGACUAGUUUGGAUGAUUUAGAAGAGGAAUUUAAAAAGAUAAAUAAUUAGUAAAAUAUUGAGUUGAAGGAAGAAAUGAUGAUUAGUUACAUCAACAAAGUAAAGAAAUGCUAAGUUUAAAUAAAAGAAAUUUGCAGAAAAGCUUGGAAUCAAAUGAAUAUUCCAUAAAUACUGAUAGGAAACAUCAAUUUUAUUUUAAUCAGCUUGUUAUGCUUAGUUUUAGCAAUCUAUUUUAUGAUCUUGAGCAAUCACUAUGACAAAUCUAUUUAUUGCUAAAGUAGAAUAUUAACAAUGUCUAAUAUAUUGUAUUUUUGCUUCUUUCUACUAUCUAUAGUUGGAAUCUCAAUUUUAUUUGAAAUAACUCUUGGAUUUACUAUAGGAUUACUGCUUAUUCCUACCUUGGUUUAUUAUAUAUGUUAUAUAGGAAAAGAUAUUGCCCAUAUCACAUUUUUGAUUAAGAAAAAAGAAGAAAGUUUAAUUCUAUCUUUUCCUGUUAGCAUUAUCAAUAGAAGAUUAAUUACUUUCUUUUUGUAUUUUGGAUUUCAAGCUUACUCUAUGAACUCUCUUCACGCCCAUCGUACUGAAGAUAUGAUGAUUUGGUAUGGGUUGGCUAUAGGUACAAUGAUUGAUUGCUUCUUUUUAUUCAAGGAUGGAUAAUUUAAAAAUAUAAAAAUGCAAUUAUAAUUACUUUCUAUACCAAUAAUACUUUACUUAGCCCAAUAUUUUGAUGUUACAUAAUCAAUAAGAUAUACUCAAGAACAAGUCAGAUUUGAGCUAAUUUCUAAAUUUAUGAAAUUUUUUACUGAGUCUCACAUAUGUAUACCUUCGAUCAUGUUUUUCUUUUAUUUGAAUAAGAAAAAAGCAUUUUAAGGAAUUAGUAAAAGCCUUUUUUUGGCUAAUUUCCUUGUUGUUACUAUAUACUUUGUGAUUUUAGAAUAAAAUGAAAAUUCGACAGUCAAUAUAAUGAAUGUUUAUGUUGCAAGAAUAUCUUACUUAAUUAUGUUUGUUAAUGCUUACUUGAUUUUUAAAAAUAAAAGCUCAUAUCUCCCUAAUAAGUAUAUUCUAGCCCAUAUUAUUAACCUUAAUGUGACCUUGCUAAUGCUUAUCAAUAAGCAUUCUUUUUACCUUUGUUUGAUAUUCCAUUACGUAUUUGAUACUUAUCACUCAUAUUCAAUAUCUUAAAAUAGAGGCUCAGAUUUGACUACAUAUGCAUUUUUGUUAGCACUUGUAUAGUACUUCUACUUGAUAUCAGGACACAAAGCAGAAAUUACUUCUCUGUAAGUAUAAAGUGCUUAUGUUGGUUUCGAAAAAUAUAAUCUUUUAAUUAGUGGAUAUUUGUUAACAAUAAACUAAUUCAGUUUCUAAAUUCUAGGUUUCUUUUUCAGUUAGCAUAUAUAAAAUACAUCUUUUGCUGACUAAACACAAGCUAUUAUAGAUGGUCAAAAAAAACGUUUAUAGUAAGAAUAUAAAUAUCUACCUCUAAACAGGCAUGAUUCUCCUUUUAGAAAAGAAAGUUAGUUAAUUAAGUAGAUGAGUGGUUACCAGUGCUUUAUGCUUUAUAUAAUUGUAAUGAUGACAUCUACAUCUAUCAACUGUACUUACAAUCAUGAUUCACUAUUUUUACCCACUGAGUUCGGACCUCGCUUUUUGUUUGAUUUAACUUAGGUUUUCCAUGCUAUUUUGCAUAUCUUGAUAAUAUUAGUUUCUAUUAAUUUCUUUUGAUUUAUUAGUCAGAAGUUGAUAAAAAUUUGUGAAUUUUAAACAAACAAAUAAUUUACUAAAUAUGCAUAAUUAAUUUAGUAACUUAAAUACAUAAAUAAAUUAUUUAACUAAAAAUA